Molecule: messenger RNA, 1399 nt
Organism: Mytilinidion resinicola
Lineage: Eukaryota; Fungi; Ascomycota; Dothideomycetes; Mytilinidiales; Mytilinidiaceae
Exons: 3
Coding region: 148-1164 (338 amino acids)
Source: RefSeq, a predicted model, not a curated record
CGCGUCGAAUGCUGCAAGUGCUGGGAUGGAGCUCUUCAUCUGAGUAUAAAGCCCCUCUCGAUACCCGCUUUGCAGUUUCUCAUCAUCAACAUUCGCUUUUCUUUUGCAAUCAACCUCAAGUCAAUCCUUCUUUAAGAACUCCACAAGAUGCGCUUCAUCACGCUUUCAAUCGCUAUGCUUGCGAGCUUGCCCGCUGCGUUAGCUCAAUCCAACUUAACCAGCACUAGCCUGAGUUGCUACACCCAGCUCGCGACCUUCAAGCCGUCCACCGUGUCGACCUUUUUCGUUGCGGUUAUCACUUCAACUCGUGAUAUCAGCCAAACCAUCACGUAUACUCCAGUUGCGACAAUCACUCCAAAUGCUACGACCUUCACCAGCGUUCUCACGACUACCGCGACUUAUAAUACGACCGUGACCAGCCAACUUCCAGCGGUGACUGUUCCUACACGCGCCGGCUUCGUCCCCUUCGCAGAAACUACAGGCAAUGUCGCCAAAAGCAAGAAUAGGCACUCCAGAAUCGAGCUUGCUCGGCGACAGGGCGACGCUACUGGUGCGGCUGGCUUUGAGCUCGACGGCAAUGGCGUCUCGAACCCUAUUUCCACAUUAAGCUUCCCAUUCAAGGUCUACUGCGAAGCCUACGUCUACGUCGCCGUGAUUAGCACUUCCACGGUCACUGCUUCGACCGCCUACACGACUGUCGCCGCGCCAGUAAUCACCGCAUAUACCACCACAACCACAACCGUGACAAGCACCAUCACCAAUAUCGCUCCUGCUCGCACCAUCUUCGCCACUUGUGGCCUCAACAACGUUGUCUCCGAGCUCAACGGCCGCGGUAUCUUCAAAGUCGAGUACCAGCCCGCGUCAACGUCACGCGCCAGCGCAUCCUCAACGCGACAUCGGGCUCCGACUGUUGCGCCUCUUGCAUGCAGACGACUAACUGCGCGGGUGCCAUUUACUACCAAAACCAGUGCCGUAUCACGCUUUCCCAAGUGCCGGUCUAUAACGGGACGAAUGGGACAGAGGUGGAGUAUUGUACUAAUGGCUCUGAUACGGCGAGACUGGGCGGGGGUCCAGACCAGGGAGACGCUGCCGGCGGAUACCGGGUAUACCAUUAUUAAUGGGUAUUGUGGGAGCUUUUAUUACAGUGGGGAUGUGUGGUCUUAAACCGGUGGUUUGAAGAAAGCUAGCGCCCUUCGUGAGGGGGAGACAUCCGGCCUUCAAGGGAGAGACUGUAGUGAUGUGUGGAUGACUGAGCAUUCGGGUGAGCGUAAGGUGGCGGUAGACUUGCGCUGCGGUUUGUUGUUUUCUUGACUGUCGUUACCGGUAAGCUCUUUUGCUUUUUUGGAUAAUUGCGAAUGCGCGUUAGACAAGAAUACACGACUCCGAUCUAGGCUUGGCU